Messenger RNA from Aspergillus bombycis, 1620 nucleotides. Its product is annotated as F-box protein. Gene Ontology annotation, molecular function: protein binding. The transcript has 2 exons. The coding region runs from base 1 to 1620 and encodes 539 amino acids. The record is from RefSeq and is a predicted model, not a curated record. Lineage: Eukaryota; Fungi; Ascomycota; Eurotiomycetes; Eurotiales; Aspergillaceae.
AUGGCUGCGUAUCUCCCUUUAGAGAUCGUCCAGUCCUUCCUUCUUCAUCUCGAUGUGGAAUCAUAUAUCGCUGCACGGCAGACAUGCAGCUCCUGGCGAUGUGCGGCAUCGGCACCGUACAUGUUCAGGAAAGCUCUACAGCAUGUCCCGGUGUCAUUACCUCCAACGAUAAAUACCCUGACUCAAGAUCAAUGGACCACGUACUUCGCCCAGAUCACCCGCUUGAAUCUACUGCACUGCCGACAGGAUAUUAGGAAGUCGGUGACCCAACGGGACCUCCCCUAUGAAUGCUCCGCUACCACUGUGGUGGGAACCUCAACUGAUGGACAGAAAAUGGUGACCCUGAAAGGAGGGCGGGCGACCGUAUACGAGCGUGUAAACCUAACAAGUCCAUGGGAGUACUCCCGGGGUAUAACACUUUAUUCUCAAUGGACCUCUGUCGCCCGUGCCAUGCUAGAAGGGGGGACCGCAGGCUGCAUGUCCAUCAAUCAGCGAUACGCAAAACAGAGUAUCGCUGUCUCCUCUCAAGGCGACCUUAUCGCCGUAGGGCUGGGGAGAACAAUCCAGAUCUACAGCCUUCGCAAAGAUCAACAUCUUCUGUCUCCCGCAGAAUAUGUAUUAGGCCAGGAUAACUCAUUGACCAGCACCACACGAGGCCAUUACGAGGACACAGACGGCGUCGUCGAUUCCCUAGAAUUUGCCGACGACGACAUUCUCCUCCGUGUCUCGAUCAACAAGGAAACAACCAUUCACCAACCCACCCGAGUGCGGUACUUGGGCUGUCCGGACCUCGCACACAACCAACCCGACCUCAACUACUGGCGAGCAAACAUCAGCCGGAUCUACCUCGACUCAGCAGCUUUAUCAGUGGCACUUGCAGGACAGGAUGAGUACCGACUGAUUUUCCGGGGCCUACGACUCCUCCCACCAUCAUUCCCUGCAACCCAGCAACAAGAACAAGAAGACCAGCAGACCUCUCCUCCAACGCCACGCUACUUCGUCGCAUCACUGCAUGAAGGUACAUCGACUCCUCCCAUCCGCCUAUUUCCGGCCCGGAGACGGCAUCACAGCACCCGCACCGAGGAAUUCCCACCACUCAACCCACCCCUCCCAUCCAGCCGCUGUGACGAGCAACACAUAACAUACAACCUCCUAGACACAGUCCCGCGGUGGAGCGCAGCCAACCUCCCAUCUGCAACCUUCGCAUCUCCCCUCCUAUCCAUCUCCACCGACCACCAAAUCCUCGCCCUCUACGAACCGAGCGGCAACUACUCCCCCGCCAUCGUCUCCGGCGGCUCAUUGUACCUAUACUGUAUCGAAAACUGCCGCCCCAUAUACCAGCCGGGUCCGCAGAGAUUUAAACAGCCAACCCAGAAGACCUCCCUCCCUCAUCAGCGGGCUGAUAGCCCUGAGGACAAAUUCAGCGUCGAUGCCAGAUAUCCGCCCCCGGAUAUCGUUCCCUCUUGGCCGUUCCUUCUUGACAAAGUGCCCGUUGACAUUGACUCCCUUGAAGUGAAACGGUCGACUGAUGACGAUGGUGUCGUCGAUUCGAAGAGUUGUGCAUAUACGAUUACCGCGCGUUCGGGCGGACAGGCUCUGGAGUGGCGGAUGAGUGCUUAG